Messenger RNA from Westerdykella ornata, 1564 nucleotides. RefSeq lists its product as uncharacterized. The record is from RefSeq and is a predicted model, not a curated record. Lineage: Eukaryota; Fungi; Ascomycota; Dothideomycetes; Pleosporales; Sporormiaceae. The transcript is spliced from 2 exons. Bases 76 to 1245 code for a protein of 389 amino acids.
AUUAGGGUAGACUCCGCACGAGACAUUGGGAGUGGAAAACAAGCCGAUGGUCGCCAGAAAGACAAGAAGUCAGCCAUGACAACACCCAGCCCGUCUUCAGCCAACAAUGGCUCUUCUAGGGCAGGACGAGCCAUCCAAGCUCUCCCCUUACUCUUCCUCUCCGUCCUAGCCUUCUACAACAUGGACAUCCUGCACCUCAUGCUCGCCCCGAACCCCAUCCAGGACGGGAAAAUCACCUACAGCCCGACCAGGUCCGUAACACUUCCCGAGAAAUUUCACCUCAUCCCCGGUGUGGAUCCGGUGAUUAGGAAUGUGGUGACGGGAUUUGCGCCGUCGACAUUGGAAGAGGAUAAGCCGAGUGCGUGGCAGAUGGUUGUGUUUCUGAGUGAUUGUGGGUUGUUGCAUUUGUUGUGGUGCUUGGAGGGGGAGAGGGGGGCGAGUAGAGGGGGACCGGCGGGAUUCCCCACACUCUUCCAAACCCUCGCCCAGCUCGUCGGCGGUGGAACCACCUUACCAAUCGUUUACUUCCUCUCGCACGUCUUCCGCAGCCCCCUACCAGCCCGACCCACCUACUCCAUCCGCAUCAACACACACCACGCUUUCAUAUACACCUUCCUUCUCCUCCCCCUCCACAGCCUCCCCGUCUGGCUCAUGUACCACGCCUCCACCCUGCAGGACCGCCACUGGUGGACCUGGCUGUGGCAAUUGUACCCCGUGCGCGUGAGCCUGGGAUACUAUAUUCUCAGAACGUUAUUCGAAACUCGAGGUAGGAAGCAGGCCUCGACGGCGACUGCAUCAAAACCGAACAGUAUCCACCACAGCAACCACUACCACCGACAUCUCCUCCUAGCGCUCCUACCCCUCAUAGCCAUCUCCGCCGGCCUAUGGCUCCACACGCUCCUCGCCUCGUCCUACUCGCUGUACGAAAUCUUCUACCCCUCCCCGCUGCCUGAUGAGCUACUCGGCACGUUCACGGGCCAGAUGCAAGUGCUGCUCAAGUGGGAUUACAUUUUCGUGGUCGCGAGUUCGUUGCUCUGGUGGGGGUAUGAGAUGUGGGAUUUGAAGAGGGUGGGGAGGGUCACGGCGAGGGGGAUAGCGGUGUUGGUGGUUAUGUGGGUGGGGAUGGGGAUGGUGUUGGGGCCGGCGGUGGGGGUUGCGGUGGUUUGGUUGGUGAGGGAGUGGUAUUUGGUUGGGGGGAGUGGGCCUGGGACGGAGGGUUUUGAGAAGGGGAAGGAGGGGAGAUGAGGUUUGAGAGUGUGUGAAGGAAGCGGAGUGGAAGUUGGGUUUGCUGGUGGCUGCGUUGGGAGUGGAUGGUACAGGUUGGGCGGUGGAUGUUGGACCAUGAGAGAGAGAUUUUUUUGGGGAUAGGGACACGGGAGAAACUGCGAGCACCGUUGCGAAAACCGAGAUAUCCUCACCGGUUGUCGAACUUGCAUCCGUUGCUAUUUCUGUCUCUCAUAUAUGAAGAGAACAGUACUAAAGCCAUCCGGACCGCCUUUGCAUAGAGUACCUGGAAAUUAUCAUCACCUAUUUCGCCCAAGGAGAAGAAUUUCGGCAAACGGGG